Molecule: messenger RNA, 1368 nt
Organism: Microthlaspi erraticum
Lineage: Eukaryota; Viridiplantae; Streptophyta; Magnoliopsida; Brassicales; Brassicaceae
Source: the annotation of a GenBank genome assembly
AUGGAUCCUCAAAACCGCACCAUUGGAGAGUUUGACUCACUAGACAUCUUUUUCACAAACCGCCAACCUAUAUGCCCUUCACGACCUACUGGAGAGUUCAAGAUAAGCUCUAAACUCAUUGCUUUGGUGGAGCAGCAUCAGUUUCGUGGCCUAGAAGAAGAGCAGCCCAUUGAUCAUAUUGAGAAGUUUGAAGAAAUCUGCGCUACAAGGAGAUGUAGUGGAAUUUCUGAGGAUUACUUGAAGUGUACUUUAUUCUCUUUCUCUUUGGUUGAGAAGGCAUACAAAUGGAUGAGGGCUCUUCCAGCAGGAUCAAUCACUACUUGGGAUGAAUACAAGAGAGCUUUCUUGAAGAAUUUCUACCCAAAAGAGAGAUUAAAAUGGAUGAGAAGAAGAAUCUCAGAAUUUCGACAUGAGGCACAUGAAUCAUUCUUUGAGGCUGUUUCACGGUUCAAGGAGUACAAGAGAGAGUGCCCUCACCAUGGUUUUACAGAGAUUGCUUUGCUAAACUUCUUCUAUCAAGGAGUUGAUGAGAAAUUCAAGAUGGCACUCAACAUCGCAAGUCAAGGGGACUUCAUGACUAAUACAGUUGCUCAAGCCAAUACUCUCAUUGAUAACUUGGCUGCAAGCAACAAAUAUUCUUGCUUGGACUAUGAGAAAAACGUGGAGCACAUCAAGCCAAGUUCAGACUUUUCAGAAAUCCUUGAGCUGAAAUCAAUGGUUGCUCAAUUUCUCAAGAACCAGCAAAGGGAUGCAUACCAAUGUGAGAACAUGGGAGCUUCUCAUGGUAAGGAUAAAGAGGAGUGUAAUGGUGAUAACUCUCAUAAGCAGCAAGGAGAAGUCAACUACAUUGAUGCUAGAGAGGAAAGACUCGAAGCUAUGAUGCAACAGCUAAUGGAAAAUCAACAACAUAUGAUGGAAAGACAAGAGCAAAACGCCCAAGAGAUUGAAAACCUUGAGUUCAAAAUGGCGAACGACUAUGGUCAUCUCAACAGAAAAGAUGAUGAGAUAUUUGCAAAGCUCUUUGAUCUAACCAAUCAUGUGAAGAUGCUUGAGGUGCAAGUUGCUCAAACUGCAGAAGGUAUGAAGAGGCAAGAGGGUUUUCUUCCAAGUAAGACUGAGUUAAAUCCAAGAGUUUGCAAAGUUAUCACAACUCAGAACAAGGACGUGGUCUCACCAGCCCCUAGAGAUCAUUCAACCCUCAAAAACCCAUUGGAAUGGCCUGAAGAUGAUGAGCCAAUCUACAAGGGACCUCAUCAAAGAAAGCUGCAUAAGAUGGAAGAUCCAGGGCAAUUUGUUUUCCCAUGCACAAUCAAUGGUAUGGAUUUUAUUGAUUCCCUCUGCGAUACAGGAGCUAAUGUGAAGUUAUGA